AUGACCAGCGUAGGGCAUACACAGUACAUUGGUUUGAUAAACUCCCCACGCCAGCCAAGCCAGCUGCCAAUCAACAAUAUCCACUCUGUCAACAUGAUUACAAGAAAACAUGAUUGCAACUCCCAACAAGCAUUGAUCGAGCAGGCUGGGACCCGUACUACCUGCUGGAAGUGAUGGCCAGUGCAGUCUUUAUGGAUCACAGGAUUAUCACUCAAUGACUGAGAGUUGAUAUUCUUUCCCAUUUCCUAAAAAAAAAUGUUUUGCAACUCUCAUCAUGUCCAACAACCUUUGGAAGAGACAGUAAAUUAACAGAUAGUCUUCUGCGAACUCCAGCAACCUGGUGUGCUAGUGAAACAUAGAGGAAGAUCGGAGUUAUAGUCCAAUGUGGAUACACAACUCAUCAGUAUGAAAGAAAUAUGGAGAAUGACUGUCAUUACACUGAUCACAAUUAAGAUAUAUGAAAAGAACCACAUUAUAUUAGUUUAAUAUACAGCAAGAUCAUAUGUUGUUCUGCAAAUACUAUAUCUCUCCAACCUCCACCACUUAUCUCACCCUCCUCGAGCUCUGACACAACCUCUGGCUUUCCCUAUCUCCCCCAGCCCUGGCCCAUGUAACCCUCCCCAAAACCAGCCUCUGCUGAUAACAGCAAGUUUUAAAACAAAGCCGGCAAAUGCAGUGGACAGAGAGAAGCGAAAACAUCAUACUGCAGGUACGACACAAAUUUCACUAUGCCAUAUACAGAAAAGGCAUCUACUCUCUACGAUACCAUAUACAGAAAGUGAAUUGCCUCUACUACACUAUGUAUAGAGAGCACAGCCUAUACUACACCAUGUAUAGAGAGCACAGCCUAUACUACACCAGGUAUAGAGAGCACAGCCUAUACUACACCAUGUAUAGAGAGCAAAGCCUAUACUACACCAUGUAUAGAGAGCAAAGCCUAUACGACACCAUGUAUAGAGAGCACAGCCUAUACUACACCAUGUAUAGAGAGCAAAGCCUAUACUACACCAUGUAUAGAGAGCAAAGCCUAUACUACACCAUAUAUAGAGAGCAAUGCCUAUACUACACCAUGUAUAGAGAGCAAAGCCUAUACUACACCAUGUAUAGAGAGCAAAGCCUAUACUACACCAGGUAUAGCGAGCACAUCCUAUACUAUACCAGGUAUGGCGAGCACAGCCUAUACUACACCAUUUAUAGAGAGCACCGCCUAUACUACACCAUGUAUAGCAAGCACAGCCUAUACUACACUGUGUAUAGAGAGCACAGCCUAUACUACACCAUGUAUAAAGAGCACUGCCUAUACUACACCAUGUGUACAGAGCACAGCCUAUACUACACCGUGUAUACAGAGAGCACAGUCUAUACUACAACAGAUAUAGAAAGCACAGCAAAUACUACACCAUGAUUAGUGAGUACGGUCUGUACUAAACCAUGUAUAGAGAUCACAGCCUAUACUACAUCAUGAAUAGAGAGCACGGUCUACACUACACAGUGUAUAGAGAGCACCACCUAUACUACACCAAUUAUAGAGAGCCCAACCUAUACUACACCAUGUAUAGAGAGCACUGCCUAUACUGCACCAUGUAUAGAGAGCACAGCCUAUACUGCACCAUGUAUAGAGAGCACAGCCUAUACUACACCACGUAUAGAGAGCACAGUCUAUACUGCACCAUGUAUAGAGAGCACAGCCUAUACUGCACCAUGUAUAGAGAGCACAGCCUAUACUGCACCAUGUAUAGAGAGCACAGUCUAUACUACACCAUGUAUAGGGAGAGUACCACCUAUACUACACCAUGUAUAGAGCACUGCCUAUACUGCACCAUGUAUAGAGAGCGCAGUCUAUACUAUAACAUGUAUAGCAAGCACAGCCUAUACUACACUGUGUAUAGAGAGCACAGCCUAUACUACACUAUGUAUAGAGAGAACCGCAUAUACUAUACCAUGUAUAGAGGGCACAGCCUGUAAUAGACUGUGUAUAGAGAGCACAGUCUAUACUACACCGUGUGUACAGAGCACAGCCUACAAUGUAUGGAGAGAGCACAGUCUAUACUACACCAGGUAUAGAAAGCACAACAAAUACUACACUAUGUUUAGAGAGUAAGGUAUGUGCUAAACCAUGUAUAGAGAGCACAGCCUAUACUACAUCAUGUAUAGAGAGCACAGCCUAUACUACAUCAUGGAUAGAGAGCAUGGUCUACACUACACAUUGUAUAGAGAGCACCACCUAUACUAUGCCAUUUAUAGAGAGCACAGUCUAUACUACACCAUGUAUAGAGAGCACAGUCUAUACUAUACCAUGUAUAGAGAGCACAGUCUACACUACACAGUGUAUAGAGAGCACAACCUAUACUGUGCCAUGUAUAGAGUGCACAGCCUCUACUACAUCAUGUACAGAGAGCACAGUCUAUACUACAUAGUGUAUAGAGAGCACAGCCUAUAGUAUACAAUGUACAGAGAGAGCACAGUCUAUACUACACCGGCUGUAGGGAGCUCAGCCAAUACUGCACCAUGUAUAGAGAGCACAGUCUAUACUACACAAUGUAUCGAGAGCACAACCCAUACUACAUCGCAUAUAGAGAGUGUGACAAAACUUCUAUUUUGCACUGAUUGGCAAUUACCAGUUUGCAACAUUGUUGCGCAUGGUAAUUGGAGGCACGAUUAUUCCUUCCUGGGGUGGUCUGAUUGUUCGGUAGUUUCACUCGUAUAAUAACUGGAGUGAUUUUACCAAACAAUCAGACGAAUGCUGCAUACAACAUACAUACAUCUGGCAAAAUUAACAAAAGCAUAUUAACACACAUAAUUUUGAGGACAGCCCAAUGCCAUCCGCUACACUGCUCCCCAUUGCCCACAAGCCGGCAUACACGGUCUGAUCCAGCAAGGAUCGGCUUGGGGAUGUCCGGGCUGCUCACGGAUCAUUUUUCCUAGUUUGUUUGUCUAGACAACCCGUCAGCGUUUCCAUUUUGUUUGCCCGGGCGGUACUGAAUGUUAAAGUCAAAGGGCCAAACUCCACCGCAGCAGCCUGGCAUUGUCCCCAGCCACCCGGUUCAGCCAUACCAACGGGUUGUGAUCCGUGAGCAAGGAAAAGGGCUGUCCAUAUAAAUACGGUUGUAACUUAGGGCCCACACCCCAGCCAGGCAUUCCUUCUCGAUGAUGGCGUAGCUCACUUCUCUGGGUAACAACUUGAGACUGAUGUAAGCCACGGGAUGUUCUCCGCCAUCGGCCCCGACUUGGCUCAGUACUGCCCCCAAUCCAAACAUAGAGGCGUCUGUGUGAACAAGAAAACGUUAAGUUGGAUUGGGAGCUGCCAAGAUGGGGCAUUGAUAAGUGCAUUUUUUAGAUGUUGGAAUGCCUGCUCACACUCCAGGGUCCAGGUUACUUGGCGGGGAAGGUUCUUACGGGUAAGGCGGGGCCCUAUAAUUGGGGACAAACUUCCUAUAAUACCCUGCCAUCCAGAGAAACGCUAACACCUGAGUCUUAGUCCUAGGGGUGGGCCAUUGGGCUACGGCCUCUGCUUUGGCUGGUUCUGGCUUCUGUUUCCCACAGCCCACUCAAUUUCCCAGGUAUUGUACCUCAGCCAUCCCUAUACUACAUUUGGCCGGUUUGAACGUCAAACCGGCCUCCCUAAUCCUGUCUAGAACCGCUCCUAUAUGGGCCAAGUGCUCCUGCCAGGUAUUGCUGAAUAUGGCAAUAUCAUCUAGAUAUGCGCAGGUCUAGUCCUAGAACCCAUCUAGGAGUCGGUCCACCAUCCACUGGUUUUUCAUCCCAAAUAGCAUGACCUUAAAGUGGUACAGUCCGAAUGGGGUGACAAAGGUUGACUUAGGGAUGGCGUCCCGGGCCAAGGGAAUCUGCCAAUACCCCUUACACAGAUCAAUAGUAGUGAGGUAUUGGCCUCUGGCCAUCCGGUCUAGCAGUCCGUCUAUCCUGGGCAUAGGAUAGGCGUCGGACACUGUUUUCUCAUUCAGCCUCCGGUAGUCCACGCAGAAGUGGGUCGUACCAUCCCGCUUAGGUACGAGGACUACUGGGGAGGCCCAGGGGCUGUCCGAUGGCUCAAUCACCCCCAGUUGGAACAUCUCAUCGAUCUCCUUGCGCAUGUUCUCCCGCACCGCUUCGGGGAUGCGGUAGGGGGUCUGGCGCAUGGGUAGUUGCCCUGGGGUUUCCACCCGGUGAGUGGCCAGAGGAGUGUAUCCAGGUACGUUAGAUAAGGUGUCAGCUGUUGUAUCUCGGUAUGCUCCUGGGGGCUCAGCCGGUCUCCCAGCGCAACUUCUCCUAAAUCCCCAGACAACCGACCGUCCUCCAGAAGGUCUGGGAGGGGAAGGCUGUCAAACUUGUCAGAGUUGGCUGCACAGAUAGCGGUCACCUCCUCUGAGCGUUCCUGUUCACAUGGAGCAUGUGUCGCCCUCCAGUUCCUGCGCAGGGGCCAAUUAUAUAAGUGGUGUCACAUCUCUGUUCCACCUCUCUAUAAGGGCCCUGCCAGGCGGCCUGUAACUUAUCAUGUCGGACAGGUUUUAAAAUUAAGACUUUCUGCCCAACCUGGAAGCUACAGUCCCUGGCACCCCUGUGGCGAAACCGGCCCGCCUCUUGCCUUUGGACUAUGGACCAGACUUUAUGUGAAUGUGUUAACCCAGAUAGCUAUGCCAUGGAGCCCAUUCGUGUAGUUAAAGACUUCGACUCCAUGGCAAUUGAACUGUGUGAAUAGGAUCUGAGCGAUAUUCGGUAGUUUUGUGCGCUCAGAUCCCAGCUAUCUGGGGAUAUGUGACAUGUCUGUGUUUUAUGUAUAAAAUGGGACUUUGUGUAUUUUAUAAUAUUUUAAUGCUUUGUGCUCACCAUGUGCAUAAUGGAGUCUUGUGUCUGUCCUGGGAGAUAAUUGAAUUACUUCUCAAUUCAAUCUCCAGGAUAGAAGACUCUGAAACUGGUUUGGGCCGGAAAGCCAUGCUUCAUUUAGUCACAAAGGACUUUCCCUUAACUUUUGAACCCCUGGUCUGAUUCGUGCCAUUUUUUAUAUAUGUUGUUCCCCUGAAUGGAUUGAUUAUGAAAAUGUAUGUUUUAUGUUUGUGACAUGUAUAUUUUAUAAGUUAUAAAUAUUGUGUAAAAACUGUAUUCCUCUGCCGGUGAUAAUGAGAUUACCCAUUGUGUUCAGUAAUCAUAUCACAGGCAGAGGGGAGGAUUUUGUGUGGGAGUGUCUGGGUGUAUUGUACGGAUUGAUUGGUUGUUUUGUAACGCCCUGUGGGCUGUACUAUGUUUGUGGAUUGGGAAUAAAAGAGAAUGUAUGUGACAGUACAGAGAGUUCCUGUUUUAACCCUCAAAGUGAAGUGUCGUCUCAUUAUUGGGGGAAGGAUUUAUUGUAUGCUGUUCCAGUUUGACUGCUAGGAGAAGAAACCUAUUCUCAUGGUUUUUCCUAUUCGGCUGUAUGCAACAUUUAAAUGCUUGAGAGCAUUCAUAUGCUUCUCCGGUUUGGUGGUUGUGGUGUCUGCUGCAGUGCUUGGAGUCCUCAGGAAGUGCUAGGAGCAUCCUUCAACGGAGGUACCCAGUCGGGGUGCCAGGUGAUCCGUUACAACUCCGAUCAUACCAUGUGCGCUGGCGAGUCUGAGCCGCCUGAAGGUUUUCCCUUACCGUCCUAGUCAAUGCUUCUAGGCGGUCCCGGAAUGCCAACACAUAUGGUAUGAUGGGGGUAACGUCUGCGCUCCUAUCUCCCUCCCAAUGUUCUCUAACAAGGUCUAGGGGUCCUCUUACUCUCCUCCCAAAUAAUAAUUUGAAUGGGGAAAACCCGGUCAACUCCUGUGGCACCUCCCGGUAAGCGAAGAGGAGGUGGGGCAGGAAUCGCUCCCAGUCCCUGUGGGUCUCGGCGAAGGUUCAGAGCAUUUGUUUCAAUAUACCAUUGAACUGUUCGCAGAGCCCGUUGGCCCGUUGGGGAUGGUAAGGGGCACUGAUGAUAGGCUUAAUGUCACAGAAUUUCCAGAGGUGCUGGGUGACCUCCACGGUAAAUUGAGUACCCUGAUCGGAGAACCCCAUCCAGGAGAAAAUCUGCAUGGAUAUUGGUCAGUGCCACCGCCUCUGGAUAUCUAGUGGCAUAGUCUACGACAGUUAAAAUAUAUUUCUUGCCAGAAGAGCUAGGUUUCCAAAGGGGGCCUAUUAAAUCUACUGCUAUUCUACUAAAAGGUUCUUCAAUUAUGGGUAGCGGAUGCAGUUUUGCCUUCCGCCAGUCCCCCUUUUCCCUACCCUCUGGCAUGUAUCGCAAGUACUGCAAUACUUGCGGACUUCCUGGCUGAUUCCUGGCCAAAAUAAACUUUGGGUCAGUCGGUACCUGGUGCGACUGACCGCCAAAUGUCCGCAUAGCGGAAUAUCAUGCGCUAUCCGGAGCAACUCCGCUCGGUACAGCUGCGGUACCACUAGCUGCCUCAUAACAAUCGGGUCUGACCCGGCUACCUGUUUGUCUGACUCCCUGUAUAAGAGCUGCUUAUCCCAUAUAAAUCUAUCGCCCUCCGCUCUGGUUGAUCAGAUGCGACCUUGUCCCUAUAUAUCUGUAAGGUAGGGUCAGUGAUCACCUCUGCUGCAAAUUCCUUUGGGGGGGCCCAAGGGACACAGUCUAAGGAAGGGGAAGGAUCUCUUACCUGAACCUCCGAUAGUGUGUUGUGGUCCUGGUUGCGGGCCUGUUGUCUGGUGACCACGGGAUGAGCUUCUCCAGUGGUUGGGGCCUGGGUCUCAAAAGCAGAAGUGAGCCUUCCCAGAUCAUUCCCCAGCAAAACCUUCACUGGCAAUUGCGUCAUCAACCCCACUUCCACAUUCCCUGACCCCGCUCCCCAAUGUAGAUGAACCCUUGCUGUAGGUAGCCGGUAUACUGCUCCCCCCGGCUACCCUGACGGCCACAGUCCUGCUGGUCUUGGCUUUGUCAGAUACUAGGUGGCUUUUGACCAGGGUUAUGGUGGCUCCUGGGUCGCGAAGCCCUUGUACAGCUUUGCCCUCCAGGUAGACGGUUUGUCUGUGAUGCUGGCGGUUAUCUGCAUUUGCCUGUAAGGGAUCUGCUUCGUGCAGCACUUCCCACUGUUCCACGGUGGUGAGUGGAACUGCAGAGCCAUAGGGGGUUGUGGUCUCGUCCUGGUAAUAGUGGGCUGCUGCUCUCAGUGGUGGUGGUGGCCCUGGUCGGAUCCAGGUGGAUCAGUCUCAGAGUUGGGGACAUUCUCGCUUGUAGUGUCCCCACCUGUGGCACUGGUGACAUUGCACAGAGCUAGACUGGCGGAACCUCGGUUGGGCAGCGGUUGGUGGGGGUGGUACUGUUGUGUUGGUGGGGUAGCUUUUCCCCCCUAGAGGUCUUACUGCGGUCUUAAUGACUACAGGUUUUUGUUGCCUGCGAACAUCCAUGUAGUCAUCUGCUUUCCUAGGUGCCUCCGUGAGGGAUGUAGGGUUGCGGUCCUUUACCCAUUCCUGGGUAGUUUGGAGGAAAGACAAGAUGGGGGGAUAUGAUAGAAACAUUUAAAUACAUAAAGGGAAUCAACACAGUAAAGGAUGAGACUAUAUUUAAAAGAAGAAAAAUUACCACAACAAGAGGACAUAGUCUUAAAUUAGAGGGACAAAGGUUUAAAAAUAAUAUCAGGAAGUAUUACUUUACUGAGAGGGUAGUGGAUGCAUGGAAUAGCCUUCCAGCUGAAGUGGUAGAGGUUAACACAGUAAAGGAGUUUAAGCAUGCAUGGGAUAGGCAUAAGGCUAUCCUAACUAUAAGAUAAGGCUAGGGACUAAUGAAAGUUUUUAGAAAAUUGGGCAGACUAGAUGGGCCGAGUGGUUCUUAUCUGCCGUCACAUUCUAUGUUUCUAUGUUUCUAUGUUUCUACUGCACCACCCUGAUCUAUUAUUUUAGUUACUCAAUCAAAACAAUCAAUAAGAUUACAACCCAUGUGAUUUUAGAUGUUCAACAAUCCUACCCUUAACAUGGUUAACAUUACUUUCCCCACUACUGAAGAAAGGCUUACUGGCCUAUAGUUGCCCGACUCCUCCCUACUACCUUUCUUGUGAAUGGGCACAACAUUCGCGGAUUGGGAGUUAUAAUCACUACAACUUCUUCUAUGCUUGGAUUUCGGGAGAUUCUUCACGGAUAUACUCAGUCGGAGUAUAGGGGAUCCGUGACAGAGAGCACAGCCUAUACUACACGAUGUAUAGAGAGUACAGCCCAUACUACACCACAUAUAGAGAGCAUAGUCUAUACUACAUCAUGUAUAGAGGGAGUGCAGCCUAUACUAUACAAUGUAUAGAGAGAGCACAGUCUAUACUACAUCAUGUAUAGAGAGCACAGCCUAUACUACACCGUGUAUAGAGAGCACAGCCUAUACUACACCAGGUAUAGAGAGCACGGCCCAUACUACACCGCACAUAGAGAGCACAGUCUUUACUACACCACAUUUAGAGAGCACAGCCUAUACUACACCGUGUAUAGAGAGCACAGCAUAUACAUAUAUAGGAAGGUCACAUAUUCCUCACUGCACCAGGAGGGGCACAUUAUUUAUUACAAUUAUUUAUACAUUUCCAACAAAAGUCGGUGGACUAGCAGACAUGCAUUUUCAACAAGACAAGCUGGAUGCACAGAAACAGAGUGUUGGGGGUCCUGCUCAAACAAAUUCACAUCCUAUACUACACUAUGCAGUGAAGGGAUAUAACCAAUAUUAUAUCAUGUAUAGAAGGAAUACAGCCUGUAUGCUACACCAUCAUGACCUGCACAAGCACAGUACAGAUACAUUGCCAGCCUCUCCCUCACAUCGUUACACCAUGACAUGUAUAUACAGCAACAUAACAUACAUGUAAUUUAUCUCUGUCCUUUCAGGGUUUCCUGUAACACAUUCUGCUAUCACCAUGACUCCACCAUUCACAUUGUUACUCUACACACUGGUAAGUGAAAAAAGUCAGAAUUCCAUUGUGUGUAUAUUGAUAGCUAAACCUGUAUUCUAAAUAUUAGAUUGUAAGUUCUUGGAACUAUAUAGACUUUCUAACAAACUAUUCUAAAUAAGGGGAUGAAACAAAAAGUGUUGACUGUUGUAAGCGGACUGUAUGCAAAGAGAGAUAGUGAAGUUGCUGUGAUAGGAAUUUGUUGAAGACGUGUGAGAACUUUAAGGGUCAUGAGUGGUUUAAGAAGAGGUUUGUUAGAUGUGUGAUCUUGGAACAGAGAUUUGUCAGAUAAAUCAUUGUCAUAGUACUGAUUAUUGGGGAAUUGGAUCAAUGGUUAAAGGAACACUAUAGUCACCUAAAUUACUUUAGCUAAAUAAAGCAGUUUUAGUGUAUAGAUCAUUCCCCUGCAAUUUCACUGCUCAAUUCACUGUCAUUUAGGAGUUAAAUCACUUUGUUUCUGUUUAUGCAGCCCUAGCCACACCUCCCCUGGCUAUGAUUGACAGAGCCUGCAUGAAAAAAAACCUGGUUUCACUUUCAAACAGAUGUAAUUUACCUUAAAUAAUUGUAUCUCAAUCUCUAAAUUGAACUUUAAUCACAUACAGGAGGCUCUUGCAGGGUCUAGCAAGCUAUUAACAUAGCAGGGGAUAAGAAAAUCUUAAUUAAACAGAGCUUGCAAUAAAGAAAGCCUAAAUAGGGCUCUCUUUACAGGAAGUGUUUAUGGAAGGCUGUGCAAGUCACAUGCAGGGAGGUGUGACUAGGGUUCAUAAACAAAGGGAUUUAACUCCUAAAUGGCAGAGGAUUGAGCAAUGAGACUGCAGGGGCAUGUUCUAUACACCAAAACUGCUUCAUUAAGCUAAAGUUGUUCAGGUGACUAUAGUGUCCCUUUAAUAAUCACUUGGUUAAGACUGUGGUAGGCAAAAUACAUAUCCCCAUAUAUCAAUAAGGAAAAGUCCCAUGAACCACUUCUAGAUAUGAUUAUUACAUAUAGGCUGAUGGAGAAUCCUGGGACUUGCAGUUAAUGAUCAAUGGGAACAUGAGUUUGCUUUUUCUUGGCACUAUUUUAAAAGAUGAAAGAAUAACAUUAACAUCUACAACCCAUAUAUCUUUAGAUUGCUGAAGUACUAGCAGAACAGACCCCAGCAUUUGACAACACAGAAAAACCUUCUCGAACGUGGCCAGAUUGGAUGGCCAGUCUCCCAAAUCACCUGCCACUUUCCUCCUUGGCAAUCCCAGGCACCCAUGACACUAUGGCCUUUUAUGGUGGGUCACUUGCUCAGUGCCAGAGUUGGAGACUAGGUGACCAGUACAAAGUUGGAAUUCGGUUUGUGGAUAUCCGGUGUCGACAUUAUCAAAAUAACCUACCUAUCUUCCAUGGAGUUUCCUACCAACGCACUGAUUUCACACAAGUUCUCCGUGAAACUGUGACAUUUCUGACCCAAUAUCCAACAGAAACAGUUCUGAUGCGUGUGAUGGAAGAGUACGAGCCAUACCAGAACACAAGAAGCUUCUACAAGAGUGUGGCUGAAGUGGUAGGAAAUAUAGGAGAACGUUGGUUCCUCAGGACAAAUAGCCUUCCUACCCUAGGAGAGGCCAGGGGAAAGAUCAUUAUUCUACAGCAAUUCUCAUCAUCGGACGGUCCAAAUUUUGGCCCACCUUAUCCUGGAUCAAUGAGUAUUUCAGAUGACUAUGAAGUCAAUGAUGCUGAUGUUAAGUGGAGGGAGGUGGAAAGGCAUUUCAAUGUUGCCUUAGAUGGUGAUACAAAGAAAACCUAUCUUACAUAUACAUCUGGAGUGCACUGGCUUCUCUACCCACCAGAAACAUUAGCUCGAAUAAUUAACCCUAGAGCAAACGAGUACUUAAAAUUAGAAAAUUCAUCAGUAAAUAGGAAGAGGUCAGUAGGUGUAGUUAUCAUGGACUAUCCUGGAGGAGAACUUGUCAGGGAAAUUAUCUUGAACAACUGGAUGUAACGGAGAAUAUGAUAAAAUCAUGAAUAUAGUAAAAGUUCUAAAAAUUUUAAUUAGGGGCAGGAAACAGUUAUUCUUUUGGAGGAAAACCUCACAAUUCACUUACACAAUACAGAUCUCUAAAUGUGAGGAGCCUGGUAGUCAAUAUCGAUAAUCAGCACGCCAAGAUUGUAGUGGAAUAGAUGUAUGAGUGAGGUGCAUUUGUCAUAUAACAGUUUAUUCUUUCUUGGAAGGUACCCUCAUAGUACCAUAUUGCUGGUAACUCCUUGCUUCUGUAACCCUUCCACUGAUGUGUCCCUGCCCCCAUAUGGUGGUUAUGGUGGUGUUAAAGGAGAUUAUAUAUAUAUACAAAUAACCCCUGCACUCCAACAUGUAAAAAGAUAACGGUACCUGGUGCUCUGGUGGCUCAAAUAUAAAUAAAGGAAGGUACAUUUAUUUAUAUCGACAGAGCCUUCCUGGCUCUGUCGAUAUACAUGUAUCCAGUGUGUCCCGGUCUGUGCAUACAGUAACAGAUGGAUAUGAGCCCGUCCUAGUACCAGAAUAAGAUUCGCUUGGGGUUCACCCAGCAUAGGGGGUUCACCCCAGUAUAUGUAUGUCACUAGGACAGGAACCCGAUUCGCUUAGGGGUCACCCCUGUACCACAAUGUCACUUUGGAGAGGUGUUUGCCACACUUGGGGGUCACCCAGCGUAAGGGGGUUCACCCCUGUUAAUCACUUCGUUAUGUGCCUCCACUACUGUGUCCUGGGAGGUGUAUCCCUGUGGGGAAGGAGUGUAUCCAGUGGUUGUCAGGUCCAGUGGGAGUAGGGAACUGAGUAAGUUUUCAGCUCUAUUUAAUUUCCCUGCCAGCAGAUAGAGUAAUGCAUCCACUAUAUGCCCACAGCAGGGAACAGUCCAUUCAUAAUCCUCCAGACGUACAAUAAAAAUGUUAUUCAACAUGUCAAUUGUAUAGAACAGAAUAGAGCAAACUGCCAGCAGACAUGAGUACUGCAUCCACUAAAUGCAUACAGCAGGGAUCAGUUCUACAUAUUCAUGCAGAGUUACAUAUAACUUUUUUACUUCACAUGCCAAUGAAAUAUGACAGUAUAGAGCUCAGCAGUGAACAGUCCAUUCAUAAUCUUCCAGAAAAGGUACAUAUAAAACCUUUAUUCCACAUGCCCAUGAUAUGUAUACAUAUUGAGC
Molecule: messenger RNA, 12011 nt
Organism: Pelobates cultripes (western spadefoot toad)
Lineage: Eukaryota; Metazoa; Chordata; Amphibia; Anura; Pelobatidae
Source: the annotation of a GenBank genome assembly